AUGGUCCAUCAGGACGUACAAACAAGAUCAUCAGGACGUACAAACCCAAACAAGAUCAUCAGGACGUACUCUUUCAUAAACCCUGGCUGUGACAGUUUGUGUUAUCAACUUCAUAUAGGUAACCGACUUCGUGCUGUGGGGAAGAGGACAUCACGUGUUCCUAUUUCAUAUUUAGAGGAAAGAGAUAAAUGGAAAAACCAUGCUUCUGGAAAUAAACAUUCACAGAAGUCAGAAUUUGAUGUUAGCAAUGAUGAAGUUGCACAUGAUGCCGCAUCAGCUUUAGCUGAAGUCUCACAAAGAAUAGGCUCUUCCUUAACGUCUGUGCCAUGCAAAAUAAAAGAGAACAUGAAAGUCUCAUAUGAGGUCAGUGGAGGACAUAAAGGAAGACCAAAUGAAAAAUAUGGCUAUGAUCUCAGUUCCUCAGUAGAUAUAGAAUGUGUAAGGACAGAUAAAGCUCACCACAAGAUGAAGAAGCUGUACAGAAAGGAGAAAGUUCUAGACGAUGAAAACAGCGUCAGUGUUCUAGAGGGAAAGGUUGAUUCCAAAAUUUCAAAUGCAGUAUGUGAGCUAUCAUCUCCACUAGUUCAAAGAAAGAAAAGAAGGAAGCUAUCACGUGGAGAUGAGAACACUGCUUUAGAUGCUUUGCAGACCUUAGCAGAUUUGUCUUCCAUGAUGCCAUUUGGUACAAUGGAAGCAGAACCAUCUGUCCAAAUUGUGGAGGAAACUGAAUCUUUCAAUUUGGAAGACAAAUCUUAUAUUCCUGAAGCCACAUUAUCAGCCCAAAGUGAUAAAGGAAAGCAAAUCAUGAUUAAUGCAAUGUCCAAUAUUGAGGAUAGAGGUCAUGGGAAACAAAAAUCUGGAAGUGGAUUGUCAAUUGAUGUUGUUUCUAAAAGGAAAAAACGGCCUGAACAUCUUGGCACUACGAGGAAGGGAAAACGCAACUUUGUGAUACCUGAUACAAAAGUCCCUGUGGAUCUUCAUUUACAUGAAGAUUUGAAGACAGCCGCAUCUGAACAUAUUAAACCAUUGAAUAAUGAAAAUCAAGCCACUUUACCCAUUAAGUUGGGGAGUCGAAGUAGAUGUAAGAUGGAGCUUUGGAAAUUAUUGACCCGUCAAAAGACGAAGUCCAGUGAUGACAAUUUGGGAAAAGAGCUCACGAAAUAUUCCUCCUGUGUGCAAGACAGAGCAUUCUUCCUCAAGGAUAAACUUUCCAACUGCAUGUCAUCCACCAUGGUGCGUAGAUGGUUCAUCUUUGAAUGGUUUUAUAGUGCAAUUGAUUAUCCUUGGUUUGCAAGAAGGGAAUUUGUCGAAUACUUGGAUCAUGUCGGCCUGGGAAACAUCCCAAGGCUAACUCGUGUUGAAUGGGGUAUCAUAAGAAGUUCCCUUGGUAGACCUCGGCGGUUUUCUGAAAUUUUUCUUCAUGAAGAAAGAAUGAAACUCCAACGUUAUAGGGAAUCUGUAAGACAAUAUUAUGCUGAACUUCGUGCUGGCACUUGUGAAGGGCUUCCUACAGAUUUGGGAAGCGUAUCAUAGCUUUGCAUCCAUAUCUAAACACACUAGAAGUUCACGAUGGAAGUGUGUUAACGGUUCAACAUGACAGCUGCAAGAUUCUAUUUGACAAUCAGGAGAUCGGAGUCAAAUUAGUUAUGGUAGGUUUUCUGUUCUCCAUCUCAUAGAUUAACUCAGAUACGAUACUGAUACUCUUGAGCUUUGAAUCUUGUUUAAUUGGUAAAAGUUGUUUUAAGAUGAAAAGCACAUGCCGGGUAGAAGAGCAGGAGGGAGCUAUUUAUUCUGUUAUGAUGGAAAGGGACUGAAGAUUCAUGAAAGUUUUGUCAUAUUAAUCCACAUUAGCAUGGUUAAGUAAGAUACUGCCUAAAAUUUGUUUGGUGGUCGAUAAUUUUGAAAGUGUAGGCACUUGCACUUGCUCACAAGUACACAUACGCUUCUUCUGGCACAUGGUGAACCAAAUAGGUCUGUAAGAUAUGUUAUCUUGUUAACAAAUCUAAAUGGUAUAUUUAAUUAUGUACUUGUAUUUUUAGCACUCCCUGACUUGUGGACUUGAAAAUUAGU
Messenger RNA from Benincasa hispida (wax gourd), 2070 nucleotides. Its product is annotated as protein ALWAYS EARLY 2-like. Gene Ontology annotation, molecular function: DNA binding. The record is from RefSeq and is a predicted model, not a curated record. Gene Ontology annotation, biological process: reproductive process; regulation of cell cycle; DNA-templated transcription. Gene Ontology annotation, cellular component: nucleoplasm; transcription repressor complex. NCBI's taxonomy places the organism in Eukaryota, Viridiplantae, Streptophyta, Magnoliopsida, Cucurbitales, Cucurbitaceae.